GAACACUGUCCUCUCUCGCAUCAGCCUCACCGCCAGCUCUCUGCAGGAUUCUGGACAAGAAUCAAACCUCUGGAGGAGUGAUGGGUUCCCACUGCUCAAAUUUGGAUGAUAUACUGGAGGAAGACAUGCACCACUGGUACACCAAAUUCAUGAAGGAGUCUCCCUCGGGGCUCAUCACACUCUUUGAGCUCAAAACGAUGCUUGAAAUGAACGGUAUGACAGAGGAGGCCAGCAGCUACGUGGACCAAGUCUUUUUCACCUUUGACAUGGACGGGGAUGGCUACAUAGACUUUGUCGAAUAUAUUGCAGCAAUAAGUUUAUUACUGAAAGGGGAAAUAAACCAGAAAUUAAAGUGGUACUUCAAGCUUUUUGAUCAAGAUGGGAAUGGGAAAAUUGACAAGGAGGAACUGGAGACUAUAUUUAAGGCAAUUCAAGAUAUCACCAGGAGUUACGACAUUCCCCCAGAGGAGAUUGUGACUCUUAUAUAUGAGAAAAUUGAUGUCAAUGGAGAAGGGGAGCUGACUCUGGAGGAGUUCAUCAGUGGUGCGAAGGAGCAUCCUGACAUCAUGGAUAUGCUCACCAAGAUGAUGGAUCUCACCAAUGUCCUGGAAAUCAUUAUCAGAGGUCAACAGAAAAAUGCUGUGAACUGAAUUGAUAACCUACAAGCUGGACUGUGUGAGGAAUCAAAAUUGUUUUUUGGUGGAUUUUCAGAUGGCAGCAGUGUUGAGAAAAGAGUGUAUGUGCUUGAUGAAGAGCCAAGUCCCAUCUCAGACUGCACAGAAUGAAAAUGAAUGAACAGUACCACCCAGAUAUGAUCCUUCUGUAAGUUGCCCAAGGGGUGAAGGAAAAUUUGUCCCCUUCCUUCUGCUUGUGCUCUCAAAGUUCUUGUACGACGGCCCUUCAGUUUUGUGAAGGUUUAAAACACUUUAACUGAUAAUGUGUCUGGAGAGUCUCAGUGAAGACAGGCCCAUCUGCUUUCAAGUUCUCAUCAUGCUCCAAGGAGAUGGUGCAAUGUAAGGUGGAUAAAUCACUUUAAUUAAUGUCAUUAAGAGUUUACUGAGCUGGAAAUGCUGUACGGCCUUCUUGGUUUGCAGAACUGUCGGGCACAAAGUGAAAAACUGAGUGGGUUGCUUCAGUCCAAAAUGUCUUGGACGGCUUUGGAAUUAUGUUUUAUUCAAAUCUGAAAAAGAUUUAUAAUUGAACAUACUAUUAAUACUAUUAAUUAAUAAUUUAAUUCUGAUUAAUCCUGUUGAAGACAAACUCAAGCUUCUUUUAGAAAGCAUCGUGGUCACUUCAUAUACCAAUCAUUCACAUAAUUACUGUAUAUGGGUGUUAAAAUAUUAAUACAAUGUCAAUAUUCAAAACACUCACUGAGAUUGUUUGUGUUGUUUUGUGUUGUUGCUCUUGUAAGAUCUGCAUGAAACCCUCACUGCUGGAUGUAGAAAGACUUGAAGGUAACAGAUUACUAAUGACUGAAUGUAAAAAUAUCUGUCAUUGUGUACAUGAUAUGUAAUGUUUCACAAUAUUUUUGCUGUAAUUAAGGUUACAUUGUUGCCUUAAAAAAUCAAUACAAUGGUUUUGUUAAAAGAGUUGGCACAGAUUACUGUAUGAUUAUUCAAUAUUC
Seriola dumerili (greater amberjack) is the source of this 1624-nucleotide messenger RNA. RefSeq names its product guanylyl cyclase-activating protein 3-like (gene guca1c). The coding region runs from base 81 to 650 and encodes 189 amino acids. The transcript has 4 exons. The record is from RefSeq and is a predicted model, not a curated record. NCBI's taxonomy places the organism in Eukaryota, Metazoa, Chordata, Actinopteri, Carangiformes, Carangidae. Gene Ontology annotation, molecular function: calcium ion binding; calcium sensitive guanylate cyclase activator activity.